Molecule: messenger RNA, 585 nt
Organism: Acanthocheilonema viteae
Lineage: Eukaryota; Metazoa; Nematoda; Chromadorea; Rhabditida; Onchocercidae
Source: the annotation of a GenBank genome assembly
AUGGCACAGCACGGGAAAAGACUGGUCAUCCGGUCACUCCGAGCCGCCUACAUACUUGCUUUUCUUUUUGCCUUCAGCCUAUUUUACUUCGUUAUCGAAAGUGGUCUUCUAGCUUGGCUUAUACAAAAUGCUUUAAACAUUUCUGGGCAAGAUGUCGAGGAGCAGAUGUUAGACAAGUAUAAGCUAACAGCACAUAGACGUAUCCAGUGGUUAGCAGAUAGUAGUGGACGAAAUAUGAAUACAGUAAAUGAUAGUUUUGUGAACAAUGAAGUCUGCCGUAAUACAGUACAAGGAAGGACUUUUGUUACUGAUGACAGAGGUUACACAUGUGAAAGAGCUUUCCUGAUGUCGAAUGGUUGCUGUGAAGUGGGUACUCAUUCAGUGCGCUUUAGCUGCGCUUGGUGUGACCUUUAUGCAGAAAAAUAUACUGCUAAAAAUGAUAGAGUCGACAUCUGGGCAUCGAUUACGACAGAUACUGUCUGCGACAGACCAGUUCGAGCUUUGCAUGCUGAAAUGUCGCACUUCUUCAAAUAGCGUACAUUCGGAGAACAAAUACAAAAGCGAGAAGAUGAAAUACUGUUAUAA